CUCUACAGCAUAAUCUUCAUCCUCAUCUCGGAUCUGCUUCAACGGUGUCACUCCUACGGUGGUGACAGUCGACUUCUCACCGCUUUUCGACGUUCGGAAUCGGUCGUGGCCAAAAUGCUCUCCAAUUGGCUCACUUUCCUUCUCUUCAAUUUUAUCAAGGAGCAGAUUGGUGGGCAACUGUUCUUCCUUUACCGCGCCCUUUUACAACAACUGAAUACCGGACCGCAGGACGUUGUGACCGGUAACGCACGAUACACCCUCGACACCGGUACCCUUCUUAAAACGGAUUUUCUGUCCCCUCAGAUAGUAUUGCUGGUGACUGACCCCGAGGGCCUUUUCAACUUUGGGCAGGACAAGCUUUCCGUCAAGGUGCUUCUCUGUGACACUAUUACUCAAGCCAAGGCCAAGAUUCUUGACGCCAUAUACCGGAAUGUGCCCUACUCGCAGCAGAUUAAGCCUCAAGAAGUACAACUUGCUUCGCACAAUGUUGUCUGUGUUAUGACAGACUACGACAUCAAGAUCCGUCGCGAUGCACGGCUAGCCGCAACUCAGGGACCGCCAUAUCCACUGAAUUGUCUGCAUGACUAUGGGUGCAUCUAUCGUAUGACCUGUUCAAAAGUUAAACUUGGACACAUGGUUGAUAAAUACUUCCUCUUUGCUGCCUCACUAAAUUUGGGUGCGGUUGGAAAAACCACAGACGAUCGCAGUCGUGAGAGCGUAGCGCGCGAUUGA
Molecule: messenger RNA, 732 nt
Organism: Dibothriocephalus latus
Lineage: Eukaryota; Metazoa; Platyhelminthes; Cestoda; Diphyllobothriidea; Diphyllobothriidae
Source: the annotation of a GenBank genome assembly